AUGCUGCGACUGGGACGUGUAUUGAGAGUGAGCGCCCAGCUGCGCUGUCUAAGUCAGUCGACUACUGCGUCUGGCGAUGCUUUGCCCAAGCGCUGUGAUGUGCUUGUCAUUGGUGGUGGCGGCAUGGGCGCCUCUUCCGCCUACUGGCUUAAAAGCAGAGCUCAAAAGCUGGGAAAAAAACUCAAUGUGCUGGUCGUAGAGCGAGAUGCACGCUAUACAAGCGCCUCGACGGUUUUGUCUGUGGGCGGCGUACGCCAGCAGUUCUCGCUGGCUGAGAAUAUACAAAUGUCGCUGUUUGGCUAUGAGUUCAUUAGCAACUGUCGCAGCCAUUUGGGCGAUGUAGAGCUGAACUAUCGUCCACAUGGCUAUCUGAUUUUAGCCUCUGCACAAGGCGCUGAUGUACUGAGUCGCAACUCCAAGCUGCAGUGUGAGCUGGGCGCGCAGAACGAGCUGCUAACACCGUCGGCUUUGCGCCAACGCUUUCCCUGGAUGAACACCGAGGGCAUUGAGCUGGGCUGCUAUGGCACAGCCAAGGAGGGCUGGUUCGAUCCUUGGGCUUUGCUCAUGGGCUUUAAGCAACAGGCGCGCGCACAUGGCGCACAAUUUGCCAAUGGUGAGCUCGUUGGCUUUGAAUGGAACGCAGCUGGUCAGCUUAGUGGCGCGCUGGUUAAGUGUGAUGAUGGCGCACCACGCAGCGUGCAGUUUGAUACUUGCGUGCUGGCUGCCGGUGCGCAGUCUGGACAGGUGGCGCGACUGGCUAACAUAGGCACAGGUGCGGGUGUGCUGGGCGUGCCGCUGCCCGUGGAGCCGCGCAAGCGUUAUGUUUAUGUCUUUGGCACGCAAGGCAGCAACUGUCCAGGCAUGGCUACACCGCUAACUAUAGAUCCCGAUGGCACUUACUUCAGGCGCGAUGGCAUGGGUGGCAAUUUUCUUUGCGGACGCAGUCCAACGGAGGAGGAGGAGCCUGCUUGUGAUACGCUGGAUGUGGAUCAUGGCUACUUUGAGACAAAUGUUUGGCCUACGCUGGCGACACGUGUGCCCGCCUUUGAGUCCAUCAAGGUGCAGAGCAGCUGGGCUGGCUACUACGAUCACAAUAGCUUCGAUGCCAACGGUGUCAUAGGCAAGCAUCCACACUAUGCUAAUCUUUAUAUAGCCGCUGGCUUUAGUGGUCAUGGCAUACAGCAGACGCCAGCAGUGGGUCGUGCUAUAUCCGAACUUAUACUGGAUGGCAAAUUUACCAGCGUGGACUUGCAGCGUUUUGGCUUUGAGCGCUUGGUCGCCAAGCAGCCCAUGCUGGAGGUGAAUAUUGUCUAAGUGCGCGCUUACUAAAAUUCUAAUUAAUUGUAUGUACUUUCGAUUUAUUGCAAUUGUUCUUGUUCGGUUUGUUCGGUAUGUGUAUAUAUUUGUAGUUUCUGUUUGUUAUUAGUAAAGUUCUGUUUUUUUUUUAAUAGCCUUGGUUCAAGUUUAUAAAACGAAUCGUCAGAUAACUUCGUGUACUUGUUGUAUGUGUGUGUGUCUACAUAUAAUUUAAUUAAAAUGUGAAUUUAAACGUAA
This is a messenger RNA of Drosophila busckii, 1554 nucleotides long. Its product is annotated as FAD-dependent oxidoreductase domain-containing protein 1. Gene Ontology annotation, molecular function: oxidoreductase activity. The transcript has 2 exons. Gene Ontology annotation, cellular component: cytoplasm. The record is from RefSeq and is a predicted model, not a curated record. NCBI's taxonomy places the organism in Eukaryota, Metazoa, Arthropoda, Insecta, Diptera, Drosophilidae. Bases 1 to 1314 code for a protein of 437 amino acids.